AUGCAGAAGGAAGAACUGGAAAGAAUGAAGGACGUGUUGCAUGAUUUUAUGGAUUACAUGGAAGAUCCAUACGGCACGGUGGAUGCCUUAGGGGCGAAUUGUUAUAAUACAGGUUGGAACGAUAUAGACCAGGACGACAUCUAUUACAAGGAGCAAACAGUAGCGGACGUAGUACGGUGCAGACUCCUGACACGAGCAUUGUGGUUUGCGAACGGUGACAACACACAACACAAGAACGCGAACGGGGGAAGUGCGCAUAUGAGUGCAGACGAGGAGAGACUGAGAUGCGACGUAGUUAACGCUUUUGGGUAUAUACUGCACCACAAGUAUUGUGCACAUAAGACAGCCUGGACAAGAGGCAUAAAGUAUGCCUGGAAAACAGUGAAAUCCAUGGGAGACCCUGGAGGAAUUAAGGGAGCAGACAGAGGUCCUGUAAUUGACGCAAGGUGCACAGAAUGUGGCUAUGACAUUAAGAACCCGGUAGUGAGAGUAGUAAACGGACACAUGGCACAGUUGUUAAUACAUGAGGGGAACCUAAUGCACAAAAUAGGACAAUUGGAGCGUACCGCGCACUGCGCUAUGCAGUGGAAGGACUAUAAGUCGGGUCCGGGGAGGACUGAUGGCAACGGAAACGUGGACUGGAAAAAUAUCCCUGAAGUAACAAAAACGGAAAAGGAGAUAGUACAAAAAACGCAGGCGGCAAUUCAGGAAGUGACAGCAAAAAUAGACGAAGAAAUUGAAAAAAAGAAAAGUGAACAAGAUAAAGGUAAAGAUACGAAUACGACUCCAGCGGAAGCCAAGAAGAAAAACGAGGACGGCAAGAAGUCAACGGACGCCAGUACUAAGGACCAAAGUACUGAGAAGGCGCAACUACCGGCGGCUCCAGUAUUACCAGCCAGACCACCACCACCAGCUCCACCACCAGGACAGCAGACGCCGAAGGACAGUAGAGACAGCAGUUCACGUAAGUACCAUGUAUCAGGCGACACGUCAACCUGUGGGAUCCACACACACAGUGAGACUAAGGAGGUAAAUGGGAGUACCGCCACCAUUACAAUCACUACCGUGAAUUCCCCAUCCACUGGAUGCUCCGGAAGUGGUACCUCAGGUAAUGAUCCUUCCGCAGUAAGGACGACUACUAGUCAGGAUCCAUCAGUAGUCACAGCAGCACCCGCACCGGGACCAGUACCACCAGCAGAAACGGAAUCAGCACCUGCACCACAGCCGCAUCCGACGAACUCAGCACCAGCGUCACCGCGACAGAUACCCGGCAACGCAGCCGGCCAGGACGACACAGAACCCGCCAAAACAGUAGCGGCGACACCGGCAUCACCACCGUCAUCGGGCACUGCCCUGACGACGACAUCAUCGGGUGGUGGUGGUGGCAAGGCUGGUUCUGCACUUGAUGGAGCCCACGGCACGCAGGCCGUUGAUGGCGGCAACCAUGACCCCUCUCCUCUCAAUCCACCGCCACCAAAACCGAACCCGAACCCAAAUCAAUCGGGUAGUAGUGGCAGUUUCAGUGAUGCUGAUUUGGCGAAUGGAGUUUCUGGUGGGAACGGACAGGCAGGUGCUGCCGGGGGCGCACCAGGACGUGCUGGCGCAGGCGGCAGUAGUGGUGGUGGUGGACGCGGUGGAGAACGUGGUAGCGGCACUGAAGUUGGCACCCCUUCCGUGCCGCCCGGCCUCAGAUGGGAAGAUGUCAUCCCCUAUACCCUUGCCCUCAUUCCCGCGGUGGUUGGUAUUGGGGUUAUUGCGUUUGUCCUAUGGAAGUAUUUUACGCACCUCGCCCCACGACGACGAACAUAUCGAACCGUUCGUGACGUGCCGUCACCGCCACUAGACGAAGAAAUAUUGCAGCAUCUGCAACGAGGCGAACUACCGCCACCCGAUUACGGGUACACGGUGGUUAGGGAUAGGCCACCCGCGUCAACAUCCGCUAGAGCACGCCCACCACGCGUGCAUAAGCGCACGAUCAUCGAGCUACAUCUAGAAGUGCUCCACGAAUGUGAAGUGGCGGCAUGGGAAAACGUCAAAGACGACUAUUUGCACAUACUCGUUGAAGAGUUUAUGGCGGGCCACAACACCUGUACAAGUAGCUCGAAUGUCUGUACCCGAGACGACGGUUUAGCAACCCAGGACUCAACAACAAACGCCGAUUCACCAACGCGCGAUACACCCAGUGACUCCGAACAAACAGACCCUUGUCGACCUCAUAACCCCGAUCCAUGGAGUUGUAUGGAAAUCAUACAGUUAGCAACGGACCCUUGUGCACCUCACGACGACGACCGAUGGAGUUGUAUGGAAACCAUACAGUUAGACCAUGCACAACAUCGCCCUUCCGACAACGGGGACGCGACGUCGGCGUGCACCCAAUGGAUUAACUGGAUUGACCACCACAAGCAUCUAUUGCACGAGUGCAUGACACAGCCAUGGUUUAAUGCCCUCAAAACGGAAUGGAAACAAUACCUGCGUGAGCACAUGGCGGCAGACGCCAACAACGGGCAGCGUGCACUCGGUGAGCGUUUCAAUAUCCCAUCCGCAGUGAUGAAGAAAGAUGCCUGGAAAAAGUGGCUCGACCAGCAACAUCGGAACAUGCGUAUGUAUAACGCGCUGGAGUGGUUUCCACGUUUGUUGCAUAAUGUACAGGAGCACACAGAAUCGCACAAAGGCGCAGUACCUGUAGUGGGAAAGGACUUAGAAGUGGAAAAAGCCAUGGGACCAGCAGAUAUACGGAGAGUGCGAGAUGUACCACGGUCGCAACUGCAUCAACAACCUCACAUGAAAACAGUGUUAACCGCCAAAAUAUGGAUACUGAUCCUUGCAUUAGUCAUAGAACACUGCGAGGUUGACAGCCGUUUGCAGCAGACGGAGUUAUAUGUAGAUCAUCUAUUGCAAAAUUGUUAA
Plasmodium fragile is the source of this 2907-nucleotide messenger RNA. RefSeq lists its product as uncharacterized. The transcript has 4 exons. The record is from RefSeq and is a predicted model, not a curated record. The coding region runs from base 1 to 2907 and encodes 968 amino acids. Lineage: Eukaryota; Apicomplexa; Aconoidasida; Haemosporida; Plasmodiidae.